GCCAAAGUGGAUGACAUCAUAACACUCAAAAAGGAAUAUGACGGAGUUUUUGUUGGUAUUGGUGCACUCAAACCAAAGACUAUAGGGAUUCCAGGUGAGAAUUUGAAAGGUGUUGAACAUGUCAUUCCCUUCUUAGAAAGUGUCAACUGCCAUGUCCGAAAGACUAUAGGAAAGAAUGUCGCGGUGGUCGGUGCUGGAUUUUCAGCGUUGGAUGCCGUUCGAGUCGCACGGCGUCUCGGUAGUGAAGCCUUUAUAGUCUAUCGGCGUUCCGCAAAAGAGAUGCCAGCAACUCCAAAUGAAGUCGAAGAGGCCAUAGCCGAAGGUGUGAAGAUGAUGACCUUAUGCAACCCAACCAAAAUUUUCGGUGAUGAGAAUGGAAAUGUCAUUGGACUUCAAUUACAACGAAUGGAAUUAGGAGAGAAAGAUUCGACAGGGCGCUCAGCACCAAGACCCAUUCCCAACAGUGAAUUUUAUGUUGAAUGUGAUAUGGUGAUUCAAGCUAUUUCUCAAGAAGUCGAAACAGAAACUACCACAGGUAUCACUUUAAAUCCAAAUCACACUUUAACUAUCAAUGAUAAGUACGAAACAAAUGUUAAAGGUAUUUAUGCUUGUGGCGAUUGUACAAGUGGUCCCAAAAAUAUAGUACAUGCGGUCGGUGAUGCUCACCAAGCAGUGAUUUCAAUGGAUCUUUAUUUGAAAUCACUUCCCACACUUUAA
Messenger RNA from Entamoeba invadens IP1, 717 nucleotides. Its product is annotated as glutamate synthase beta subunit, putative. NCBI's taxonomy places the organism in Eukaryota, Evosea, Mastigamoebida, Endamoebidae. The annotation marks the transcript as partial. Gene Ontology annotation, molecular function: oxidoreductase activity. The record is from RefSeq and is a predicted model, not a curated record. The transcript has a single exon.